Molecule: messenger RNA, 1611 nt
Organism: Sporisorium graminicola
Lineage: Eukaryota; Fungi; Basidiomycota; Ustilaginomycetes; Ustilaginales; Ustilaginaceae
Exons: 1
Coding region: 1-1611 (536 amino acids)
Source: RefSeq, a predicted model, not a curated record
AUGUCCUUUAUCAGCACUCCCAGCCUGGAUGCCCUCGUACCGCCCCUCUCCCUUCUCCGCGCCAUCCAACCGAACAAUAUGAUCUUCAUCCACCGCGGUCAAACCAGAGUCGAGCUCGCCAACGCCCUCUCUUCCAUCGUCAACACCCCGAUCCCCAAUUCUUGCCGAAUCUGGCUGCUCGCAAGUGAAGUCGAAGUGAUUCUCACCUUUGUCGUCUGCUCCAUUAUGCUCUACAAAAAGAAGGCUCUCGGCAAGCUGUGGAUCUUUACCAGACGCGUUUCCCGCGGCGGAACGUUCUAUGUCGCCAAUGCUGUCUUCGUACUCACGCUGGGGGUUUCGUGCUAUCUCGUGGCAUGGGAUACGUUUGCUGUGGUGAUCGCUGGCUUCAGUUUCGCCCAUAAAUCGGUAUUGGAAUGGUUGUGGGUGAUACCGUUGCCUUGGCUGCCGUUGGUGAUUGGUGCAUACGUAAGCAUCCAUGGGUUUGCCGUGGGGUGCAGUCCGAGAUCUUCCCUGUCCAGGAUCAAUCCGAACAACGCGGCUUCUCGCAGCAAGUGGUACUACGUCGGUAUUCCCAAGAGCGCUGCUGUUGUUAAUGCUGUGCUGAUCGUGCCAUGUGUCGUGUUUACUGGCAGCACGAUCGCUCUGGUGGGCAUAUCCGGUUACACGUACUACCGUGCCAAGCACUCUGCUCAACACAUGCUCCCGCCGGAUCUGUUGGAGUUUAUUGCAAAGAGCGCUUCAGGAAAGCCUAUCCCGCUGGCGGAUAGCCACGUGUUGGCAUCCGACGAGCUCGUCUGGCUCGCACGCACAGUGGCUGCCAACUACAUGCAAGUGGUCCGAUACGUCUGUCUCAACCUCGCUGUAUUUGCCGCCAGUGCGUUUGGGCUCCUUAUACCAUGCUUCGUCUAUGGCAUCCCCAACAUCAUCAGCCUCGUCGACCACACGUGUUCUCGCUACGCCGAGCCGCUGCCAGCCACGUGCACGAGCUCCUUGCGCAAGAUGUGGUUCCUCAUCUCCACCGGUAGGCCCAGGUCGCACCAUUCUUCAGUUUUGAUCAACCACGAAACGUGGAAGAUGACUAUCUUGGCCAUCGGAUACAUUUCGAUCCUCAUCGUCUGCGUUCCCGCAUAUGCUUGGCUCCCUGUCUACAUUGUUGGUGAUAUCUUCCCCCAUCGGAUGCUCUCUGGAGACCUCGGUCCGCCCAUUUACCACGCUGCGCUUUCGGUGAGCGUCAUCUCGCUUGUCUCGUGUACGUUUGUUGCCUUGUUUUGCACGGUCGCUACGCUCGAUCCGCUCUUUCGUGCAGCGAUUGGGCUCAACAUCAUCCGGAUGCAAAUCCCGAUCGAUAUCCAGGUCGAGUUUCAUAGGAGCGAGCACAGAGAGCAUGAAAGCGCGUCGUCUACUUCUGCUGGCGGAUUCCUGACCUCCAAGGGCAAGGUAUAUGAUGGUAGAGCCAAGAUUCCUACAAUCACGGUCAAGCAGUCGAUGAGUAGUGUCGGCACCGCGGUGGACAGGUCGCCUGCUAGUGCCAAGUUUCCGGACGAACCGGAAGGUCCUGACGUCAUCACCUCGACGUUCGAUAUCGAGGCGGGCCGUCCGCCGCGCGACUAG